UUUGUCACGUGACAUGUUAUUAUUGACUCUACCGUAUCACUUAAUUUAAUACGUUUGCCGAAACAAAAAGGAGAAACCAUGAAACGCGUAGUUUUAGCCUUGCUAAUGGGUAUUUUGAUACCUGCUGUAGUUUUUGCUCAGCCGCCCCAUGAUAAGCGAAAUGUUCUCGUGAUAAUAGCUGAUGAUGUCGGGUUCGAAACAUCUGUUUACAACCACACUGCCUGCAAGAUGCCCCAUUUGGCAAGGCUGUCACAGCAGAGUGUAACGAUACGCAAUGCUUACACAUCAGUUAGCAGCUGUUCACCUAGUCGGUCUGUGAUCCUGACGGGAAUGCCGCAGCAUCAAAAUGGGAUGUACGGACUCCAUCAUCAGGAAAAUCACUUCAUGUCCUUUGAUACAGUCAAGAGUUUACCUCUCCUUUUAAAACCAUAUGGAAUUCAUACAGGUAUGAUCGGAAAGAAACAUGUUGGGCCAAAGUAUGUCUACAAGUUUGACUUUGAACGAGACAGUGAUACCCUCAACAUGCUUCAGUGUGCAAGGAAUAUCACUCAGAUGAAGCUUUAUGUCAGAGAGUUCUUUGCAGAGCAGAACAAUUCAACCCCAUUUAUGUUGUACAUGGGAUUCAAUGACGCCCAUCGAUGUGAAACUGGCAAAUAUGGCACUUUCUGUGAGAAAUUUGGCAAUGGAGAGGAAGGUAUGGGGAUCAUAGAAGACUGGAAACCAUUCUACUAUGAACCCAAAGAUGUGGAGGUUCCUUACUACUUACCUGAUACCUUGACAACAAGAAUUGACAUCACCAAACAGUACACCUCACUCAGCAGAUUAGAUUCAGGUAUCGGCAUGCUGUUAGCUGAAUUAGAACGAGUUGGACAUCUGAACGAUACUCUGAUCAUCUACACAGCUGAUAAUGGUAUCCCAUUCCCCAAUGCUAAGACAAAUCUAUUUGAGCCAGGGAUGGGAGAACCGAUGCUUAUCUCAAACCCCUUUGACAAACACAGAUGGGGACAGGUGAGUGACUCCAUGACAAGUACAAUGGAUAUAGUACCCACAGUAUUAGACUGGUUUGGUAUACCUAUGCCUGGCACGGAGGAGAAGACCCCCAAACCAGUUCCAAAGACCACUGACCCUCCAACUUUAGAGAAGACACAGCCAUCUGGCACCAAACUCACUGGUCACUCCAUGAUACCAAUCACUGCAAGUGAGCCUGUCUCAGGAUGGGACCAUGUCUACGCCAGCCACAACUUCCACGAGGUCACCAUGUACUACCCCAUGCGAGUCCUCCGCAACCGCCGCUACCGCCUCAUCCAUAACCUAAACAACCGAGCCCCGUACCCCUUGGCCACCGACCUCUAUUCCUGUCCAACUUUCCUGGAGAUCCUCAACAACACCAUCAGCGGGCAGCCCACCUACUGGUUCAAGACCCUCGAAGACUACUACUACCGUGACGAGUGGGAACUCUAUGAUCUUCAAGAUGACCCUCAUGAGUUGAAGAAUCUUGCCGAUGACCCUGAUCAUCAAGAGAUAAGGCAGAACAUGACAGCUCAGUUACAUUCUUGGAUGAUGGAAACUGAUGAUACCUGGCAUUGUUUUCCACAUGGUGUGCGGUAUGGUCCUAAUAAUGGAUGUGGUCCCAAGUACGAUGAACCUACUCAACAGGGAAACCCUCAAGUUAAUAUCAUUCAUUGAUUACCAGUGCUUAAUUUAGAUGAAAUAUAUUGAUAUGAAAGAUUCCAGGUACCGAAGUAUAUAUUGAAUAAAUGUACAUUUCCACCUCGCUCUUUUUGGCCAUUUUGAUCUAGCCCUCUCUAAUAACUAGCUUCAUCUCAAGCUAGCCUCCCUGUACUACAUUCACCUGAAAGCCUCCCUCAGAAAAUAUACACAUCUCUAUGCAUGGGUGAGAUGUUAACUGCAAUAUCAAUAUCAAAAAAAAUAAAUAAAGAGUCAUCCACAAUGCCAAUGAAGUUUAUACAAGCCUGCCACUUACAAAAUAUGGGGAAGUGGUGUCCAACUACAUUACACCUAGUCUGCAAGCACAGACUCAAAUUUGACACUCUAACAAAAACCAUGUCUAGAGAGAAGACUAGACUCCAAACUCUGUCUGUGUGAAAUAGAGUCAGCCACAGUACACAGUGAAUCUAGUCUUGCUAUUUCAGACUCUUCAUUAUGUACUAUGCAUCUUGCAAAAACGAAUGGUCUGUGCCUGCAGACUACUUUACACCAAAACUAUAUUUAUGGAUGGGCAACAGUUCCUGUGAUGUUGCCAUAUGAGAGGGUUUGAAUUGGACAUACUGCUUGAAAAUAUGAAUUCAAGUAUGGGAGGAUACUUGUCUUUUAUCACCCCCCCCCCCCCAUCGAUAUUCCUUACUUUUCCAUGAAAUGGAGAAGAGUAUUUGUUUUUCUUUGUAUCUACCUCAGCUUAUUAGUAAAUAAGCACACACACAAAAGUAAAGUAUGGAAAUCUUGGCUGAAUUCUGAAUACCUUUGAAAUAUUUAUGGAAGUGUAUCCGAUUAUCGUUGCACUUAUAAUGAAUUUUAUUAAGUGAUAUCACGACCAGUAUUUUCUUCAGUAUCAGACUACUACUUCUACCAUAAAUACACGAAUGAUAAUGUUGAGACCAUUUGUCUUUGUUAUGCUAUCAUCUUUAUAUCACAUCCUCUUUUCAUAUAAUAUAUGCAUCAUUUUAAUGGUUUGAAAAGGUACUUACGUACUAUGUGUUUUCUAUGGAAAAAAGUUGGACAAUCAUCAAAAUCAUUGAUCUUACUAGGUAGUUGGUACUAGACCUAGUACUUUUACUAAUAUGAGGUUAUAUUAACAGAGACGUUUCAAAUAUGUUUUGCCCCUUUUUGUCAUCUUUCUUUGAAAUUCCCUUUGGGACAAUGUUGUGUUUGUUGUUGUUGAAGAUUAUGUCAGUGCAUGAAAUCAUUUUCUGAUGUCGGUGUAAUAACUAUGUCUGUAGUCUUGUAGAUUAUUGCAGUGGCAAUGUUACUAGGUUGGGGCUGUAUGUUUCCAAAGUACAUUUGCAUUCAUUUUCUUUUAGAUCCAAUGUUAAAUGGAAAAAUGCCUGCCUCCUUUGUAUUGAUUCUUGCCCCAUUCUCUCUUGCCUGCAUUUCCAAAAUUUUACAGGAUUUGCAAUGAAGGCAUUGUGCGGGAUGCACCAUUAUAUUUCAAAUUUUACAGGAUGCGCCCGCACAUUCUGCAUCCCCCGACCCCCACGAAACUGAUUAAAUUUAUGAUGUGAUUUAUUUUGACUUAAGAAAUAGAUGGUUAAAGUAUGGGGUCUCAUGGAUGGAUAGGCCAGGAUUUCACCCUGUGAGACAGGGCCCUGGGAUUGAUUUUUUGACCGGGGGUGCUGAGGUAAAUGGGUUUCACUCCAUAAAGGAAUGUCAUUUUGGUCCAGAAAAAUUUGACAAGCAUACAUGUAAAAAAAUGUUUCACUACAAAAUGAAGGUAAUUUGGGUCCCGAGAAAUUUGACAAGCAAAAAAAAAAGUUUCUGUACAAUUUUUUUUUAAAUAUCUCCAUUUUGUCACACCUUCCCAAAAUUCCAGGUUUGCUGCCUAAGGAGAAUAAUACAUGCAGCACCCCCAUUCCCAGGGCCAUGCCAUGAGAUUGUACUGGCUGUAGAUAUCCAACUCCAUAUUUCAACUGUACAAGUACAAGAUGUUCACAAACCCCGUUUUAUUUUUUUUUCUUUUUCUUUUACACAAUGGGUGAUUUCAAGUUUGGUGUUGGUGUUGAGAGCGUAAAAAGGCUGCUGAACCGAAUUCCAACACCGAGCUGGGUGUAGAGGAACAAUACCGAUUGCGUUACUGAUAGCAUAUGACAUCACGCCUCUGUGCUGCGCUGCUAAAUCAUCUCAACUUCACGCGAGAAGUCUUGGCGAAUAUCCGAGAGAAAUGCAUUAAAUUCUCAUCGUACAGAAUACCAAUGCUUUAAUUAAUUCAAGAAUUCAAAGAGUAAACAUUAUUCUUCAUCAAAAUAUAUAAAACUCAAAUGAUUUGUACUCAUCUUUACUGUAAAAGCUAAUUUUACAGGGAUUUUUCAUUGUGUUCACCGAGAUUUCCAACACCGAGCUUGAAAUCACGAUUUUCCCAAUCCCUGGGUGGGGAAAUUGCACGUAGAUUGUCAACACCAGCCGCAGUGCUGGAUUCAGCAGACGACGUUCAACACCAGCCUUCAACGCGAACUUCCGGAAAUACAUCAUAUUUUCCGACGUCAAUCCCAACACCAGCCUGAUUUCAAGUACGAUGUUGUUCCUUGUAGCUGGUGUUAGUUUUGUCACAAAAUCAACACCAGAUUUCAACACUGUUUAAAUCACUCAAUGGAUAUAUUAUUCAAAGUGGUUUCAAAACUGUAGAUUCAAUUUUUGCAAUGUCCUCAGUUACAAAAUGUUCUGUAUCUUAUAACAUUUUUCAUUAUGACUCUACUACAAAGUUUCACUGUGAAAUAUUUAGAAAGCUCAUGAAGGCUGAAUAUGCUAAUUAUAUCGUUUUUUUAGAAGUGAGGUUAGAAUGUAUAAUGGGCAUGGAUGAAUUCAUUAGAAUAUGUGACUUGUCAAGUGUCUUAUUUUAUUUUUUAUCUAUUUGAUUUUUUUAUACUGGUGUUUUAUGUUUUUUUUACAAAUUAAGAGGAUAUAUUAAAAGCUAUAUUUUAGUAUCAUUCUUAAACUAA
This is a messenger RNA of Lytechinus pictus (painted urchin), 4670 nucleotides long. Its product is annotated as N-sulphoglucosamine sulphohydrolase-like. The record is from RefSeq and is a predicted model, not a curated record. The coding region runs from base 79 to 1686 and encodes 535 amino acids. The transcript has 6 exons. Gene Ontology annotation, molecular function: N-sulfoglucosamine sulfohydrolase activity; glycosaminoglycan binding; N-acetylglucosamine-6-sulfatase activity. Gene Ontology annotation, biological process: heparan sulfate proteoglycan catabolic process; glycosaminoglycan catabolic process. NCBI's taxonomy places the organism in Eukaryota, Metazoa, Echinodermata, Echinoidea, Temnopleuroida, Toxopneustidae.